GCCUGUUUUGACCAGAAUGGAUAUAAAGUCGGUCGCCAGAGCGAGGUCCCGGUGCCCGAGGCGCUGCUGGUCCCCAACCGUGAGGUUUCCGGGGACCAGGUAGAGACCGACGAGCUUAGGCAGCGCCUCUGCUUGCAUGUGGGGCGGGUUUUCGCGGAGGACGUUACGUCCACCCACUCCUUGGCUUCCUUUCUGCGCGCUGAGUUGUGGGAGGAAGCCUCGGCUGCUCACGGCCAUUUGGGGGAUGCCCCCCCGAUGAUUAGUGAGGCUGAGGCAUUCGUCCGACAUAACACGCAUGAUUGCCUGGCGCCACAUCAUGAGAAGGACGACCGCGUCUUGCAGUUGUUCGCUCCGAAGUUCAUGGCUGGCCGUGCCCUCGCUAUCCUCCGAGUUUCAUCAAAGGGGCACUUGGAGGUUGAUCUCCUCCGAGGCAGUGGCGCUGUGACUCGGUGGGGCCUGGUGGUCAUCCACCGGGGUCAUAUGCAAGCCCUACCGCUCCCGUCGUCUCGCGUGCAAGAGCUUGUGGAGCACUUUUCUUCGCUCGGUCGCGUCGUGCGUGAUCUUGAGGUAUGCGGCUGGGCCGCUUAUCUGGAACAGGGCGAGGGCUACGGCACCAUGAUGCUCUCUAAGCAGCACCCUGCCGUUCAGGUGAGACAAUCCCUUGAGAUCCUGCCGAUGUCCCAGAACUCCCUCCGGGAUCGUGGCUUCGUCUGUGCAGAGCCCGUGGAGCUGUAUUCUGAUCCUUUGACUAUGCAGGGGACUCGCCCGGAGCAUGAUCUGACCGAUCCAGCAGUGGUGCAGCGCCUGCGUGACUUGGCACAGGCUGCACCAGCCCCGGAUGUCCCCAAUGUGUGGCAGUUUGGUUCGCCCUGUACGACCUUUUGCGAUUUCCAGCUCUUGAAUCAUGGCACUAGGAGCUUCUCCUCGCCCUCCGGGGAUGGUACUCGCGACGACGAGUUGUUGGGAAAUCAGUUCGCUGACUUGUCCGCGGAACUCUGUGAGACAUUGUUCAUGCACGAGCGGGAAUUUGCCUUCGAGAGUAGCGCACCGUCCGGGCGCUAUCCCAAAAUUUGGGAUCUGCCCGGCAUGCGGCGCAUGCGGCAGCGUACCGGCGCCCGAAUUGUGCCCAUGGAUAUGUGUGCCUGGUACCUUGGCGUCCGAAGGGAGUGG
Symbiodinium pilosum is the source of this 1170-nucleotide messenger RNA. The record is from the annotation of a GenBank genome assembly. NCBI's taxonomy places the organism in Eukaryota, Dinophyceae, Suessiales, Symbiodiniaceae.